Molecule: messenger RNA, 2355 nt
Organism: Tarenaya hassleriana
Lineage: Eukaryota; Viridiplantae; Streptophyta; Magnoliopsida; Brassicales; Cleomaceae
Product: casein kinase 1-like protein 9
Exons: 14
Coding region: 577-1983 (468 amino acids)
Biological process (GO): signal transduction; peptidyl-serine phosphorylation; endocytosis
Cellular component (GO): nucleus; cytoplasm
Molecular function (GO): ATP binding; protein serine/threonine kinase activity
Source: RefSeq, a predicted model, not a curated record
CAUAAAGAAAAUGCCAGCCAACAACGAGUCUCUCUCUCUCUCCCAUUCUUUGUACAAAUUAGCGAAUCUUCUUUUCGUCGUUCUAACGGAAUUCGAAAUUUUGCCCGUGUGCCGGGUCAAAUCCGGCCCAAAGGUUAUGCGUUUUCUCCUCGUGGUAGUUCAGUCUCCGUUGGAUUAGGGGUCUCGUUGGAUGAUCGAUUUGCGUGGUUUGGCAAUCUGGUUUUGCCCUGUGGUGGACUGUCGAUUGUAGCGGAAUCCGAUUCGUCGCUUUCAUGAUGGGUAUUGUUUUUGUUGCGGCGAUCGAAGAUUGUCCGUCGGGGAUUCUGUGAUUCAUUGUUUGAUGGCGAUUUUUACGCAUAGAUUUUGACGAUCCAUACAUUGUUUUCCUGGUGCAUGAACAACUGAAGGUUUUCGGUGUUGAAUUUGUGAAUCUUCGAAAUUUGGCGGAUAUUAUCUGCGGAUCUGGGAGGGCAUUUUUCGGGUUACAUGUCUGAUUGAGUUCUGGGGCCAAAGGAAGAAGAAGGAUUUGUUUGAUAUUGUGCUUGAAGAUUAGGGAUUGCGGAGAGAUUGGACAAGAUGGAUCUUGUGGUUGGUGGAAGAUUUAAGCUUGGAAGGAAAAUCGGUAGCGGGUCCUUUGGCGAGCUAUAUCUGGGUGUUAAUGUCCAAACCGGAGAAGAAGUUGCUGUCAAGAUGGAACCUGUGAAAACCAAACAUCCUCAACUUCAUUAUGAGUCAAAGCUAUAUAUGCUGCUUCAAGGAGGAACCGGUGUUCCAAGCCUCAAGUGGUUUGGAGUUGAAGGGGACUACAAUGUCAUGGUGAUUGAUCUUCUUGGCCCGAGUCUGGAAGACCUAUUCAACUACUGUAACAGGAAGUUCUCCUUGAAAACCGUUCUCAUGCUUGCAGACCAACUACUUAACAGGGUUGAAUACACGCAUUCUAGAGGUUUCCUGCACCGUGAUAUAAAGCCUGACAACUUUUUAAUGGGCCUUGGGCGCAAGGCGAAUCAGGUGUAUAUUAUUGACUUUGGGCUUGGGAAGAAGUACAGAGAUCUUCAGACUCACAAGCACAUUCCGUACAGAGAGAACAAAAACCUCACUGGCACAGCUCGGUAUGCAAGUGUCAACACUCACCUCGGAGUUGAACAAAGUCGAAGGGAUGAUUUGGAAUCACUUGGUUAUGUGCUUAUGUACUUCCUCAGAGGAAGCCUUCCCUGGCAGGGACUGAAAGCUGGAACCAAAAAGCAGAAGUAUGACAGAAUUAGCGAGAAGAAAGUAUCAACUCCUAUAGAGGUGUUGUGUAAAGGUUACCCAUCUGAAUUUGUUUCGUACUUCCAUUACUGUCGGUCCCUAAGGUUUGAUGACAAACCUGACUACUCUUACCUCAAGAGGCUUUUCCGUGACUUGUUUAUCCGAGAAGGUUAUCAGUUUGAUUAUGUAUUUGACUGGACAGUGCUGAAAUACCCUCACACUGGUUCCAGCUCUAGCUCUAGUUUACGGACAAGGCAUCACACUGGGAAACCAGGUCUAAGCGCCGGACCAUCUGCUGAAAAACCAGAAAGGAUCUCAGGAAAAGAAGUUCGAGAUAGAUUCUCAGGUGCGGUUGAGGCCUUCUCCAGGAGGAACCCUACAACUUCUACUCCACGUGAGCAUUCGCGAUCCAGAAACUCGGAUGAUGGACCCCACUCUAAACACCCGGGUGACUCGGAAAGGGCGCGUAGUUCAACCAGAUAUGGAAGCUCGUCAAAGAGAGCGGUGGCUUCAAGCUCUAGGCCAAGUUCAGCGGGUGGUCCAAGCGACAGCAAAACCUCCAGCCGGCUGGUCUCAUCCAGCGGUGGAAGUGGCAGUGGCCGUCCUUCAACCAGUCAAAGAAUCCAAUCGGGAUACGAAUCCAGGACCUCGUCUUUCUCCCGCAACCCUGCUGCGUCUAGGAAUCCUCGUGAUGACCCGAUUAGGAGCAUCGAGCUUCUCUCCAUCCAUAAAUGAAAUGGAGCACGCUAUGAUCAAGCCUAUUCUUGCUUCUGAGUCUUGCCCAAAAGAUCAUAUACUUGAGUUUCGUAUAUGGAAACGUUGGAAGAAGGAAAAUCUAUGGGUAAUUUACAGGUAAUAUCUAUCAGCUUGAGCUGCAGAGGAUCUCUCUUGCUGGGUUUUAUUUUACUCCUCCAAAAAUUCUCUUUUGUUUCUUUACCCUUAUAGAGAUUACAUGUUUGUGUGACGAUAGAAUCAAAAGGUUGGGGGAGUUUUCAUGUAAACGGUGAAGUUUCUAGCCUUAUAUGCAACUUUGAUCCAUUUGUAAUAAAAAAGGAUGCUCUGAUUUCUGUUUUUAGAGGAGCAAAGCUCAAGCCUGCUUUGACUUUU